CCUUCAGCCGAACAUUUGACACAGUGCGUCUCGCGUCCGCUGGUGUUAGUGCGAAGCAGUUGGCAUAACUUGUCAGGUACGCGCGCAUAUCCAAGAACGUAUGCAUUUCUCUGGCGGGAAAGUGAUUUCACGUGCAUGCUGCUGUUUAUUCCAAGUAAAGUCGCUGGAGGAAUGUGGGAAUGUGGCGUAAAGGCGCGUCUUGACGGUGAGUGCGAAGGACUUUUGCUCUUUCCCUCCAAGCUCCGGAGUUGAUUUCGCAAUACGUUUUGCAUGAAAAAGGCAACACAGGAAACAAAUGACACGCUUUGAUCUCGUUUUCUUUAUUCAACUCCCAUUGAAACAAGUAAAGUGGAGUGCGCACAAGAGGUUACCAAAUAAUGCAUGUGUUAUGGAUUGACGGAUCUGUCCACGCUUCCGCGCCAGCAUCAUUUCUCUUUUCAUAGAUUCCAUACCUGCUUAUUCUUGACCUUGACAUCAUGACUGAGUUAAAUAACUUGACGUCACUUUUGAAUAAUGUGACCGAGCUUCAAAACCGAGGAUGCUCGUUAACCAAAACUGGUUUUCAGUUUUACUACUUACCCACCGUGUACAUUAUCGUGUUCAUCACGGGAUUUAUUGGAAACAGUUUGGCCAUAUGGAUGUUCGUGUGUCACAUGAGGCCAUGGAGUAGCAUCUCCGUAUAUAUGUUCAAUUUGGCGCUUGCGGAUUUUUGUUACAUACUCUCGCUUCCUUUUCUCAUUAUAUAUUACUUCAAUAAAACGAACUGGAUAUUUGGAGACGUACUAUGCAGACUGCAAAGGUUCAUUUUCCACGUGAAUCUCUACGGAAGCAUCUUGUUCCUGACGUGCAUCAGCGUGCACAGGUAUACCGGCGUGGUCCAUCCUUUGAAAUCACUGGGAAGGCUCAAGAAGAAAAACGCGGUGCGCACGGUCGCGCUCGUGUGGCUCAUUGUAGUGCUUGGAAUCUCUCCGAUCCUCUAUUACUCGCGUACGGGUCCCAAGAAAGAAUACACGACUUGCUACGACACCACGACAGAGGACGAGCUGCCCGGUUACUUUGUAUACAGUAUGUGCAUGACGGUGUUUGGCUUCUGCAUCCCGUUUAUUAUAAUCCUGUGCUGUUAUGGAGGUAUCGUCAAGGCCCUCAUUUACAAUGACAUGAACAAUGCCCCACUGAGGAAGAAAUCCAUUUACCUGGUCAUCAUCGUUCUCACAGUGUUUGCCGUCUCCUAUUUGCCCUUCCAUGUCAUGAAGAACCUGAACAUGAGGGCUCGACUGUACUUCCAGAGUCCAGACAUGUGCAGUUUUAAUAAUAGAGUGUAUGCCACUUACCAGGUGACAAGGGGCCUGGCCAGCCUUAAUAGCUGUGUGGACCCUAUUCUAUAUUUUUUGGCUGGGGACACAUUUAGACGCAAGCUCUCCAGAGCCACCAAAAAGGCCUCCAGAAAAGGAGAUUACCCUAUCCAGUCCAAGAGCGAGGAGACGGCGCUUAACAGCCUGCCAGAGUACGUCCAGAAUGGGGACAAUGAGCCUAAAAGUGUUUAGAGAAACGUGUUUUACAUGAAAUGCCAUCUGUAAUACCUGUGUAUAGUAAAUUAAACACAUUCCCUUAGAUUGAUGGGAUUCUUUAUAGAUUUAAAAUGUGACUCUGCCUGGGAAAACCAGGCUAAAGUUUCAUAUGAGAUAAUAAGCGUAAAAGUUUGAAAGUUUUAUUUCAACCAUUACAUUUCCCCAUGAUUUCCAUCUUUGACAUGGCCUUAUUCAGUCAAUAUUUGAGGACGUCUGUUUUACAGAAUGUUCUUUUCAUUAUGUAUGUAUGAAAACAGUAAAUCACGACUAGCUGCGUUCUCACAGACAGGGUCACAAAUAUUAGAAAUCAAUGUACUGUACUCUUGUCAGUGUUACUCAUUUAUUACUUUUGCAGAGUAUAUUAUUUCAUCUUGCGUGAUUUUUUUUUUGUAAAAAAAAAUGAAACAAAACUGCCUGCUGUGUAACUUCAAACUAAAUCUGAACAAAUGAGCUAUCACUAAACCAACUGUUUAAUUUAAUAUUGACAAUUAGAUUAAAAACAAUAAGCACUGUUUCCUGUUUGAGAAUGCUUGAAUGACACAUAGCACAUAUUAGUCCCUGUGUUGUGUUUGUUCUCAGUGAAUAGUUAAGAUGCACUAUAGGUUAAAAAUAAAUAACUGUGUAAUUGUCUACCUGUGGACUAGUACAUUUAAGGCAUCCAGGUUUCUUCUGACUUAGAUGUAUUUAUUUAGAUUAUUGCGCUGUUACUGUAAGAAUGUACUGUGUAGAUCAUGUGGAUUUCAGCCUAUUAUGAAGGGACUGUUAUAAUCAAAUCAUCUGUAUAAACUAUGUAAAUAAUAUAAGGGAGAGCAGGGCACAACAUAACGCUUUUUGGUUUUUGGUUCAAUCAUUACAAAAUAUUCAAGUAAGAUUAAUCAUAUUUUUACAUAAGCACCACACAUAUCUCUACUACAAAUGAAUACAUUAAUUUGAGUCCUGAACUAGAUUUAAAGGGAUAGUUCACCCAAAAAAAAAAGGAAAAUUCAUUCAAUGUGUUGUUACAAACCUGUAUGAAUGUAUUUGUUCUGAUGAACGCAAAGGAAAGUAUUUUGAGGUAUUUUGAAACCGCUCAGUAAAGUUUGUUUGUAGAACCUACCUUUCUCAUACAAUUACACUGAAGGUGACGAAAUGCAAAUGUUACAACUUACCCAAUAGGUGGGGUUAAAUAGUAACAGAUAGAGGGUUUGUUGUAACACUUGCUAGAAAAUUAUAUUUAAACACAAAUAAUUCAAUACUGUUUUGUCUAGCAUAUAUAAUACAGGUAGAUAUUGUUUGUACAUCUGUCUAUGUAACUGAUGUAUAUCCACAUAUAGGCCUACAUCCACCCCUUACACUUUAUCCAAGCAUCCUUCCAUUAUUCAUCCAUGCAUGUGGACAUACAAUUAAGACAAAAAAAUGAUUGUCCAUUAUUUCCCCUGAUAUUGUAUUAAGAGUAUCAUUUUGAUUAAUUAAUUUACAUUGUUUUCAUUUAAUUAUCAUUGUAUACAUGAGGCUUAGUUUUAAAACUGUGUUACAACAAAGCCUGCUGUGUAAAAAUGUUUUUAAUCUUAGCUAACAGUUACGAGUUGUUGACAUGUUGUUGACACCAUUUAAAAUGGUGUUUUAAGUAAAUAUAUAAUAUAGUUAUCUUCUUUCAUGGCUCCAAAACACUCUUUGUCUAACAAAAACAUAUAAAAACAUCACACAUUUAUAGGAGAUUGUCUUCUGGAGAAAAAGACCAAAAGCACAGAUUGCUCGCCCUGUGUAAAUAUGUAAAAAAUAGCGUUACGUUGUGCCUCGCUCUCCCCUAUUUCAUCUUAAUGACCUGUGGCAUUGUGGCUAAAAAUACAAAGACCUAUCUGUAAAAUUA
Messenger RNA from Paramisgurnus dabryanus, 3417 nucleotides. It is a transcript of the gene p2ry1, whose product is annotated as purinergic receptor P2Y1. Gene Ontology annotation, cellular component: plasma membrane. Gene Ontology annotation, biological process: platelet activation; relaxation of muscle; phospholipase C-activating G protein-coupled receptor signaling pathway. The record is from RefSeq and is a predicted model, not a curated record. Gene Ontology annotation, molecular function: A1 adenosine receptor binding; G protein-coupled ADP receptor activity; G protein-coupled ATP receptor activity. NCBI's taxonomy places the organism in Eukaryota, Metazoa, Chordata, Actinopteri, Cypriniformes, Cobitidae.